Ricinus communis (castor bean) is the source of this 1433-nucleotide messenger RNA. RefSeq lists its product as uncharacterized. The record is from RefSeq and is a predicted model, not a curated record. The coding region runs from base 291 to 1088 and encodes 265 amino acids. The transcript is spliced from 10 exons. Lineage: Eukaryota; Viridiplantae; Streptophyta; Magnoliopsida; Malpighiales; Euphorbiaceae.
CUUGCAACAAAUUCUAAGAUUUUCUGCCCAAAUUUAAAUGGGCUGGCCCAAUAUACUGCUUUGGUAGUAGGACAUUCUUGGUUCGUACAGCUUAUGAUCGAGAUGGCGUAUGAAUCCACUAUUAACCAAACAGGCCUAAGCAUUUUCCAGAAUUUUUUUUGCAGAAGAAAGAAAUCACUUGUAUCUCCUAAUAACUGGGGAGUAAGGAGAGAUGGAGAGAACUAAAAUAGCGACUAUGGUUCUUCUUUUUCUGAUAUCGAUUUCCCUGCUGCAAACAGAAUCUCAGCUGAAUGUUAUUGAUUAUAACAUCGAGAAAGCGUUGGUUUAUACUAGGAUUUAUUGUUUUGUGCCAGGAGUUUGGAGAAAAUGAAGCUGCCAGAACUGGUAAGAAAGAUAAAGAGCAUGCACAUGAAGUACAUUGCUCCAGAGAAAGGAGUAGGGCUGCCUGGCAAAUUAUAGAGGAGUAUCUAAUGCCAUUUGUGGAAAGGGAAAGGUACCAGAUUUCAAGUAAGUGUAGACUUCAUCCUGAAAAUGAUCUUUUCAGGGAUCAAGAGGAGCACAAGAUUCACGUGGACAUAAAUGAAUGGAAGUGUGGAUAUUGUAAGAAGAGCUUCCGUGCUGAAAGAUUUCUUGAUCAACAUUUUGAGAACAGGCAUUACAAUCUUCUUAAUAUUAGUGAUGGCAAGUGCUUGGCUGAUUUAUGUGGUGCCCUGCAUUGUGAUUUUGUCUUGAAUACAAAAACAAUGAAGACAAAAUGCAAUCCUGCAGCUGUUGCAAAGAAUCGCCACCUAUGCGAGAGUCUUGCAGAUAGCUGUUUUCCUCUUAAUCAGGGACCUUCAGCAAGUCGCCUGCAUGAAUUGUUUGUGCACCAAUUCUGUGAUGCACACACUUGCUCAGGGAAAAGAAAACUUUUUCCCAAAGGUGGAAAGAAGCAAACAAGUGUACUCUACCUGGCUAUUUCGAUACUGACUUUGAUGCUGCUGCCUCUCUUCUAUCUUAUUGUUUAUUUGUAUCAAAGAGAAAUGAGGCAGGGAACCCAACAGCUGAGGCGAAUCUCUCAAAUUGGACAGAAGAAGAAACCAUCAUAGUUUGGCAUCCUUAAGCACUUUCUUCUCCAUAUAGGACCAUCAAAUAUCUUGUAAAUACAUAGGACUUGGUUAAAGGACUCAAGCGGACAGAUUGUCUGUAGACAAGUUGACCAGGAGGUGGAACGUAGUUGACCUUGCAUUGGCAUUUGGAUCUCUUUAAUGGCAUCCAGCUGCUCUUUUGUGCCCGUCUAAUACUGACAUCUGAAUACACCAAGUAUCCAACUCUUUUGUAACAGUUUUGACUUGCUAUUUGAUGCUUAAUUGUGAUUGUUUUCUCAGAAAUGACUGAACCUGGUCUUUCCAAAUCCAUGUAUUACAAGUGAUGGCAGUCUGCAUUUUCCACAA